Molecule: messenger RNA, 2815 nt
Organism: Gadus chalcogrammus (walleye pollock)
Lineage: Eukaryota; Metazoa; Chordata; Actinopteri; Gadiformes; Gadidae
Gene: sav1
Product: salvador family WW domain containing protein 1
Exons: 5
Coding region: 347-1570 (407 amino acids)
Biological process (GO): apoptotic process; regulation of cell population proliferation; hippo signaling
Molecular function (GO): protein binding; molecular adaptor activity
Source: RefSeq, a predicted model, not a curated record
GAGAUGGAAAUCCCAUAACGAAGUCCUAGGCAUACAGGGGCAGAGGCACUGCGGUCUCCCCGGCCGCAUUGGGCCGGGCUGGGAGGAGGCGUUCCGGAGAGGGGGCCCGGGCAGGAGGCGUUCCGGAGAGGGGGCCCGGGCAGGAGGCGUUCCGGAGCGGAGGCUGGUGGAGGAGCGACGAGUCCAGUCGCCGAAGUUAGCUGGCUAACUUUAGCUGCUAGCUCAUUUAAAGUAACAAAAAUGUAUUCCUUCCACUCUUUGCGGAUCGAAGGGGAUUUCUGCGAGGCUCGGGGAGUUUGUCGUGUCGACACAGCACCGCGUCGUUGAUGUGUCCUACGCUUGAGUUAUGCUUUCGCGAAAGAAAAGCAAAAACGAAGCGUCGAAACCAGCCGAGGUCCACGGGAAAUACGUGAAGAAGGAAACGUCGCCGCUCCUGAGAAAUCUUAUGCCCUCUUUUAUUCGCCAUGGACCCACCAUUCCAAGACGCACGGAGGUCCCCAUGCCGGAGGCGGGGCCGACGGUGUACACGGCCCCGCCCAGCAGGGAGCCCGCAGUGUCCCGCAACAAGAGCUUCCUCCGGCCCCCGGUCCAGAGGCCGCCCCACGAGGUGGCCCGCCGCGAGAGCCACCGGCUGUCGGCGCCCCCCUACCUCCCUCGCAGCCUGGGGGACCUCCCCCACGAGUACGCGGGCUCCGCCCAAUCCUUCCUGACGGAGGUGACCCCCAUGUCGGAGAACGGGGACCCCGGGCGCUACUAUUUCCCCCCCCCGGCGGAACAUUACUAUGACAACCAGCAGCAGCGACAGCAGCCUCACCGGCUCCAGGAGCCCUUCCACGAGGACUAUCGCUACUACGAACCCAACGAGCACAACUUCCAAAGACUGGCCCCGCUGCACACGCCCCCGGCCCCCACGAGACCCCCCGCUGGCAUCGGCCGCAUCCAGGCCAAGUCCCUGGGGAACCUGUCCAGCCUGGCGGCCGACGACCUCCCCCUGCCGGGGGGCUGGAGCGUGGACUGGACCAUCCGGGGCAGGAAGUACUACAUCGACCACAACACCAACACCACCCAUUGGAGCCACCCGCUGGAGCGUGAGGGCCUGCCGCCCGGCUGGGAGAAGGUGGAGUCGGCAGAGUUCGGCGUCUACUACGUGGACCACGUCAACAAGCGCGCCCAGUACCGGCACCCCUGUGCCCCCAGCGUCCCGCGCUACGACCAGCCCCCCAAGCUGCCCCCCCCCGUGGUGUACCAGCCCCGCCCCGCUGAGAGGAGCCAGCCCGUCUUGGUGCCGGCCAACCCCUACCACACCGCCGAGAUCCCCGACUGGCUGCAGGUCUACGCCCGCGCCCCCCUAAAGUACGACCACAUCCUGAAGUGGGAGCUGUUCCAGCUGGGAGACCUGGACACCUACCAGGGCAUGCUGAAGCUGCUCUUCAUGAAGGAGCUGGAGCACAUCGUCAAGAGCUACGAGGCGUACCGCCAGGCGCUGCUCUCCGAGGCCGACGCCCGCAAGCAGCAGCAGCAGUGGUACGCCCAGCACGCCGCCAACCAGGCCUUCAUGGGGAACAUGUGACCGGGGGGCUACCCCCCAGGGUGGGUGGGUGUGUGUGUGUGUGUGUGUGUGUGGAGGAUGCACCCCUUUUGAGGCGGCUGGGGUUUGGGGGGGGGGGGGGGGGGAGUAGUCUGUGGGGUUUCUUCGGACAUUGUGAUUGGCUCCUGGUUGGUACUUCUACCAAACGCAUCUGUGCCUUGGCCUGGUCCAAUUAGAGAGAGACAAACAAAUUCUCUCUCUCUCUCUUGCCUUGUCACUAUCUCCUCUCUCUCUCUCUCUCUGCAACAUUGGAAAAAUGACAACACAGAGACCGUACCAAGAUGAGGAAGAGGGGAGGAAUACGGGCUGCGUCUUAAGACGGACGGAGGACAGAAGGAGGACUCUUGGUUCCUCCCUAAAAAAUACUGUGGGAGGGCUUUGUUUUAACAGCAGCCGCUCUGCGAUUGGGCGAGAGCUGGGCCACACUGACUUCUCAUUGGUUGGGUCGAACCGCCUGCUCUUUUGAGUUGUUUUCCUACAGGAGAGAGAGAGGGGGCAGCUUCAUUACAUUAAACGUCUAUGAAUCAUCGCUAAUUAACGAAUAUUAUUUUACUGUACAUUCAUUGUAUAUUGUAGCCUCCAUAAACUGAAAUGAAAAUGAUUGGUCGGUUCACGGCCAGCGAGAAUGCUAAUUUUUCUUAUGUUUUUGUUAUUAUGGCUAUAUCCUUUAUAAUACAAUCUGCCAAAAGCUUCACACAUAUUUAAGUUUUGAUAUGAAACACGUGUUUUGUUGAGAGACGCUGCUGUUGAGGGAGGAAUGCCCUCUGCAUCGCUGUACAUCAGGAAUAUUAAUCUAAUGUGUAUAAAAUAAAACAGAUAAGCUAACCUGCCUCCUCCAUGUGACACCUUCAACCCCGUCUGUCUGUCUGUCGGUCUGUGUAAAUGUAUUUGCAUUAAGUGGCUAAUUCACUUUAUUUUAUGAAUUCAAAAAUCUAAAAAGAUGUCUGUUGUUUCGGUACAACCCUCGCCCUCGUUCGACUAAACAUAGUCAAUAUUGACCUGCACACAAUACGAAGAAGCACACACAAACACAACGCACACAUCUGCCGUAGCUAAGAUGGACAAUAAUAACAAACCACUCCAUCAGCUUUUUAUUUUUUCAUAUUUAUUUGGUCCAGCUUUAUUGAUCAAAUCUCUGACGUUUGGCGACGCGUGUCCAGAGGAACGGUCUGGAACGGGUUGCUCAAGAGCCCCUUGAGUUGAACCCUUGACCAAGUGUGUGGUGGA